This is a messenger RNA of Aspergillus affinis, 843 nucleotides long. RefSeq names its product glutathione transferase. Lineage: Eukaryota; Fungi; Ascomycota; Eurotiomycetes; Eurotiales; Aspergillaceae. The coding region runs from base 1 to 843 and encodes 280 amino acids. The record is from RefSeq and is a predicted model, not a curated record. The transcript has 4 exons.
AUGACCAAGCCAAUCACGAAGCCAAUUACGGUCUGGUUGACACCCCCCGGCCCGAACUCAUGGAAGGUUGUUAUGGUCCUGAAAGAACUGGGCGUGCCCUAUGAGCUUCACUCGUUUAGGUUCGAAGACGUGAAGAAGCCGCCGUUCACCGAUCUUAACCCCAAUGGGCGAGUUCCAGGUUCGUUAUCGCUGCCCUUCGGAGAACCCAAUAGCCAAGGACUAACUGGGAACCCGGGCGUUACCUUCCUUUUUUUUCUUGCAACAGCCAUUGUCGAUCCCAAUACCGGCUUGACCCUUUGGGAGUCCGGUGCCAUCCUGCAGUACCUUGAGGAGGUCUACGAUACCGAGCACAAGCUUACCUACACCUCGCUGAAGGAGAAACAUCUGUUGAACCAGUGGCUUCACUUUCAGAUGAGUGGACAAGGCCCUUACUUUGGACAAUGCGGAUGGUUCAACGUGCUCCACCCCGAGAAGCUGCCCUCCGCCAUUGAGCGGUAUGUCAACGAGGUGCACCGCAUUCUGCGGGUUCUGAACACCGCAUUAGAAGGCCGGACAUGGUUGGUCGGCGAUAAAUGCACGUUUGCCGACCUGGCCUUCUUGCCGUGGAAUACCCGAGUCAACAACACGCUCCUGACCCCGGAGGACGAGGACCCCCUGGCGCCGUAUCCCAAUGUGCAGGCGUGGCAGAAGCACAUGGAGUCCCGCGAGUCAUGGCAGGAGGCUAUGCAAGAAAGAGAAAAGCUCAUGGGUGAGCAAGGGUUAACGGUCAUCGGAAUGCCCAAGGGGGUGAAUAAUAUCAAGGAUUUUGAGGAGCAUAUCGCGAGAGAGUCUAAGGGGCAGUGA